Messenger RNA from Haliotis rufescens (red abalone), 7952 nucleotides. RefSeq names its product trafficking protein particle complex subunit 9-like. The record is from RefSeq and is a predicted model, not a curated record. Gene Ontology annotation, cellular component: trans-Golgi network. NCBI's taxonomy places the organism in Eukaryota, Metazoa, Mollusca, Gastropoda, Lepetellida, Haliotidae. Bases 115 to 3867 code for a protein of 1250 amino acids. The transcript is spliced from 24 exons.
ACACGAACCAAGAUGGCUGCCAAUAUGCGAUGGCCUGAGAAAUCGAAGUUGUUUGAUGUGAUAUGUUCAACACCAGAUGUUUCCUCGAGUUGCUAGAAGACAGUGAGCAGUACCAUGUCUACAUCGAGCAGUACCACGUCUCCACUGAGCUGUGUGGACUAUGGCCAGACAGCCGAGGACCACCAAUCCCUGCUUGUCCUUGUACGCCACACAGGAGUCAGGCUCAAACAGCAGGGCUUUGCUCGGGCCUGGGAAAGAAUGAAACGCCUCAACUGCAUUCACAUCCAGAAUCAAAACCGAAAUAUCUAUGUGCGUUACAAAAGGGGCUACCCAAAGGAAAACAAUGAAUGGGGAGAUUUCCAAGCACAUCGAAAAGUCCUUGGUUUAAUAUCUGUUGGAUACUGCUCAAACCAUAAAGAAUUUGAAGACCUAUUUGAUCAUUACAAACGGGUGAAGGAGGAGUAUGCCAACACAAUUUUCAAUUCCCGUUUAGUUGUGUUUGGUAUGAACACUGAUGGGUCGCCGCUUGUUGAAGAGGAGAGUAAGAUUGGUGACAAUGAGGAGAGUAAGGUUGUGGAGGAGAAGACUGUUGUAGAUAAUAAGGAUGAAAACGAGGGCAGAACAUCCCCCAAUAACAACUUGAAAACAGAUCCUUUGUCAACCAAUGGGGAAAAGGACACAUCGGAGAAGGGGCAGAAGGAAAAACCAUUGCCUAAUGUGAAGAGACAACACAGUAACAGUUUGACUAAGGAAAGCACUGGGGCUGAGGUUGUGUUUUAUCCGGAUCUGGAACAUUCAGCUGAUCUUGAGGAGAGACUGAAGGAGUUUAUUACAUCAUUGUUUUAUGUCCUGGAGGGCAAAAGACUGGACAGGUCAUUUGAGCGAGCUGACCGUCUUCACCUACUGUGUGCUCCAUUUGAGAAGAAGGAUUAUGUUGGGGUUGACCAGGAAACCAAGUCUUUCAAGAAGAAGUGUAUGGGUCGUCUACGGAAACAUCUGGCCGAUCUGUGUCUCCAGGCAGCCAUGCCAGGGGAGGCAAUCCUGCACUACCAGACGGCCAUGGACAUGCUGCGUAGUGUGAAUGACUUUCUCUGGAUUGGAGGCUGCUAUGAGGGACUUAGUUCUGCAUCAACCAUCCUAACAUACCCACGUAAUGGCAGCAACACUGUCCCAUUGCGGAGGAACCAGUCAUUCUCUGUCAAGAGGGGAGCUGCUCUCAUUAAUGAUAGCAUCCCUUCAAAGUCAUCGACCUAUGCGAAUGGCCUUGACCUCGCUGAUGCCUCUGCUCAAGGUGGCCUUCACCCUGAUGACAUCAUUGAGAAAUACAAAGACGCCAUUAUGAACUACAGUAAAUACAAGAAUGCAUCAAUGAUCGAGAUGGAGGCAAGUUUCAAAGCAUGCAGAGUGCUCAUCAUGCAGAGGAAAUACCUCCAGGCAUCCGAUUUCCUGCAGAAUGUGGUCUACAUCAACCUACAGUCCUCUGAAGAAGAUAAGAUUCACCGGUAUGGCACCCUGGCUUCCCUGUACACCCAGGUGGGCUUCCACCGCAAGGCUGCGUUCUUCAAGCGGGUGGCGGGCAUGCAGUGUGUGGCGCCAGGGACGUCGGUGGGCUGGCACCAGUGCUACUACCUGCUGGUGCAAGCUCUGGCAGGAUACAGUAUUUCACUUGAUCCAAAGGAAUUUCUUACAGAUCAUCCCAAUGGGUGGCCAGUGAUCCAGUACCGGAUCCUUCAUGAGCUGGUGUACUCUGCCCGUAGGAUGGGCAACCCACAGCUGGCUGUCAGGCACAUGACGUUCCUGUUGCACACCAUGCAUGACAAACUGAGUGUAUCUGAACGCCGAGAUGCGAUCAGUGGACUGGAGACACUGACAGCCAAAUGUGAAGGAACACCUCACCCAAUUCCCCUGGAGAACUGUCAGAUCCUGCCCCCUGUCCCUCUCCUCACGUUUCCUAUUGUCAGGUUUUUCAAGGUUGUGCCCCCUGUGCCUCACCUGCACCCCCAGAAACUCUCCACAGACUGUGAUAAAUCCUCCAAGUCGGGGGUCUUCAUCUACACACCUCUCUCCCUCGACUCCGACAAAGAUGCCAAGACUAACAAGUGUGAUUUCCUGUGGGUUGAGGGGGACAUGUGUGAAGUACACCUACAGGUGUUUAAUCCUCUCCCCGAAGAGCUCAAGAUUAACUACAUGGGUUUGCUGACGGAAGGUGUUGAGAUGGAGAUAUUCCCGGCCAAUCCAUCAGUGCCAGCUGAGUCUGGACCAGCCUUCAUCAAACUGUAUGGCAAACCAAAGUCUGUAGGCCAACUCUCUAUUCUGGGCUACAGCACUCUAGUCCUCGGGGUCCGCAGCAACUGUCGCUUGAAGGACCUCGCCCAAAUACCUCAGCCCCACUUUGACGUUGAUAUUGUCCCCGGCCUGCCCCAGGUGUCGCUGUCAUCGUCGCUGCCGAAAGCUGCCAGCUUCACAUCUGUAGGAGAUGGAGCCAACGUGGUGGCAAGUGCCACGGCCUUGCUGUAUGCAGGACAGAGCUUGGAGUGCCUGGUGACUCUCCAGAACGGCUCCUGUCUGCCUGUGGAGAGACUGGAUGUGUCCCUGGAUACAAAACUAGAGCAUGACUUAGAAGAACGGAUAUUUUCGUGGAGUGAUGACAAUAUUAAUUCCCAGCUUCCCCUUCAACCAGCCAAUCAACUGUGCUUCUCUGUCUGUAUCUAUGGUUACAGCGACUUCCUGUCAUCAGACCUUCAAACUCAAGAUAUGCCUUCCCCUGUGUAUUCCAAUCGGUCUCGCUCAGACAGCUCAGAAGGAAAGGCUGUGGAGGCGGUCCUGUCAGUGCAGUACAGUGGUAACCCUGGGCUGGAGGCAGGGUACUGCCGGCAGUGUUCUCUGGCGCUCACUAUUGACAUAGUGCCAUCUCUACAGAUAGCCAAUUGGGAUGUCCAGCCAGCCCUCAGCCGAGAGCAUUGUGUGAUACUGUUUGACAUACAGAACGUGACAAGCCACCAGCUAGAUCUAGAGUACCAAGACGGCAAGACAAUCAUCACAGAACCACAGCAGUGUCGCAGGAUUGCUGUAGAAAUCCCACGUGUUGACUUCCCACCUGAGGAGACGAGACAUGAUGCUUCACCGUGCAUGCCAAGUGUGUAUCGGCAGUGCCGACCUGUCAAUCACCACAGUCAGUACCUGGCAGACUAUGUGGACAUCAGGUGGACAAUUCCUGCCACCAAAGUGAGUGGUAAACUUGGCAUUGAGCACCUGAUAUGGAGCAAGAACCAGCUAGAGUUAAUCCAGAAAUCUCCUGUAAUGUGGGAGGUUCGCCUCAAUGACCAGCUGUACCUGUCCCCUGAUGUGCCAAAGUUCUCCCUCAGUGAUGUACUGGACGUGCAGGUGGCGCUCACCAACAGGAGAGGAGGCGAGCAGUCCCAGGUGAUGCUCGAGAUGGAGCCAGUGCAGGUGUGUGGUGACGAGGUGACAGCAUGCCACGAGGUGUCCGUCCUUGGAGUCAAUACUCUAUGUGUCUCACAGCUUCCCCAUUCAGCCAGCCUCCAACAUUCAUGUGCCUUCGUCUUCCACUCCCCCGGCUUCUACAGACUCAACGUACUGUGCUACACCUUCAUCCAGACUUCAGCAGAAGCCCCGAGACAGAUGUCUGAUGUCUCCAGUGUGUCUGUCAGUGACAGGCAGAUGUCCAGUGAUAGUGCCGACAUUCCUUCAGAAGAGAGUCAGGCCUCUGUGAACAAUAGUGAAACAGAUGACAAGCAGACAUCUGAAGUAGACAGUGCAGCUGAUAGACUGUUGUCUGCCAACACGAACCAGACCCAGGUUAUCUGGAAGUGUGAACCAGUCCCACAGUUUCAGAUCAUCGACUGAUAUUUGGACAUUUCAUCAUCAACAAUCUUCACAAGGAUCACAUAACAGUCAUCUGCCAAGGAAGCAUCAGCCCAAGAACCACCCAGCACAGUACACGUGACAGUACCAACACAGGCAACUUACACAGGCAACCAGCACAGACAACCACAGCACAGGCAACCAGCACAGGCAACCGACACAGGCAACCAGCACAGGCAACCAACAGAGGAAACCAGCACAGGCAACCGACACAGGCAACCAGCACAGGCAACCAACACAGGCAACCACAGCACAGGCAACCAACACAGGCAACCACAGCACAGGCAACUGACACAGGCAACCAGCACAGGCAACCGACACAGGAAACAAGCACAGACAACCAACAAAGGAAACCAGCACAGGCAACCGACACAGGAAACCAGCACAGGCAACCAACACAGGCAACCAGCACAGGCAACCAACACAGGCAACCACAGCACAAGCAAUCAACACAUUCAACACUUGACAUCUAGUCAGGCUAGUGGCAUCUCCUCUGUUCAUCCAGUGUUUUUUGAAGGACCUGUUUCUUCAAUGAGUCUAGCUAUAGGACCUGAUACUAUUUCUGGAGGCCUAAUGAAUAGGAUUUGACCCCUGUAACAAUUACCUGCUUUGAAUAGCUGCCAAUGUGGUGCUGGUGCUGUGUUAAGCAAAAGUCACUCACUCACUUGCCUUACUGAUGAUGUACUUUACUCACUAGCUUGCUGAUCACCAAUCUUAGCUUUGGGAAAGUAAGAUAAAUUAAAAUUAGAAUAAUUUGUUUUUGUUUGCUGAAGGCCGCAAAAUAUCUGAAUGACACUGGCAGAUUUUUAUCUUGUGAACAAAGGUAUUGAAUUAGUGCAUAAGAGAAAGAAAAGAGGGAUACUACUGUCCUGUUUAGAAAUAUCUUUUUAACAUGAUCAGUAACUGAGAUAAAUGAAAACAUAGCCUCUGUUUUGAGCAUUUGUCAGUUACUGAAAGCAGACUGCUGAAAGGUUGCAAAUGGUCAGUGUUGAAAUAAUUAUACUGCUUUUGUCUCUGAAGGUAAUCAUUGGCUGACAUUUCCUGACCACCAGAUGUCAAGUACCGAUAUCAAUAGUAAACCUUUACAUAGCGCCAAGCACAUCUGACAGGAACCAUUGACAGUGGUGUGAAUGAGAUCCUAGAAAGGCGCCUUUGUCUGACGCAAUGUAGAGAACGAACAAUGGUAACGACUAACCAUAUGUGCUCUUGAAGUUGUAUUUCCCUCAAUUUAUUGAUGGAGUAGAUGAUAGAAAUGUUCCCCGUUACAAGGACAGCAAUAAGAUUGUGUGAAUGGAUCAAAGACUUAUGUAUUUUCUACAACUGUACACAUUUGAAUUAGUCUCCAAAGUAUUUGUGAACUCUCUACACAUGCUGUAUUGGCGUCUAAGGUCUUGGUAAACCCUGUUGACAUUUUAAAUCAGUUUCUAAGAUCUUAGUGAACCCUGAACUCUUUUUGAACCAGGUACGAAGAUCUUUGUAUAUCCUGUACACAGUUUGAAUCAGGAACUGGGAUCUUAGCAAUUGAGAUCAGUUGCUAAGAUCUUAGUAGUGAACUUUGUCCCUACUGAAUCAGGUACUCGGAUCUAAUAAACUGUGUAAACAUUUGGAAUCAGUUGCUGUGAAGUUAACAGCACACCUCUGAUAUCCAGCUUUCUUGCUUUUAUUGAUCAGGUUUGUCAUCAAAGACAUGUAAUCCAAAACUUAAGUAUGUGACUGACUCGUGGUUCAGUAUUCAUUGUACAAAGUGCUCAUUAUGCUCCGUCAUCUUGAAUUGGUUGAGCGACUAUGCGUCCCCUGUGUUUUAUGAUCAUGACGAUCCGCUUCAAGUAUUCCCAUGUUGUGAACAAAACAUCUUCAUUGUUCAUUCCUUAACCAUUUCAGUACCACUGAGGUACAAGUGCUGUAUUCAUGUGUGUAUAUACUGUAUAUUAUCAUCACAGACAUGGCGUGGAGAGAGACUUACUGGGACAUCCAGGGACGGCAUUCUGUUGGAUGCUUGGUCCCAGGCUGCCUGUUUUGAAAUCGGGGACUGAUGAAUCUAUCAUGUGGACAUGUUAAGGAACAGUGAUGAAGGACAACUAAGAACAUUUUAUCCCUGUAUUUGGACAAAACAUACGACUACAGACACUAUAAUACCACUUUUCUCACUGAAAUAUUGACUGCUUGAAAGCCAUAAAAAGAUAUUUGCCUGAGAACAUAUUUAUUAAAUUGAAUUUCUGUCUUUAAUUAAAGUAGAUCCCACUUUUCUCACUGAAAUAUUGACUGCUUGAAAGCCAUAAAAAGGUAUUUGCCUGAGAACAUAUUUAUUAAAUUGAAUUUCUGUCUUUAAUUAAAGUAGAUCCCACUUUUCUCACUGAAAUAUUGACUGCUUGAAAGCCAUAAAAAGGUAUUUGCCUGAGAACAUAUUUAUUAAAUUGAAUUUCUGUCUUUAAUUAAAGUAGAUUUUAUUUUAAUUAUAUGAUUCAGACCAAAGCAGAUAUAAAAGACAUUUGUAGUACUCAAUACUAUUUGUGUUUUAGGUACAAGUUUUAGGUUUCUGGAAGAGAUGCUGAUGUAGUUGAUGCUUUGUGGAUUUCAAGCCACUGCAUGGUAGCAGUUUAGCUGUGGUUGCACAUUGGCCACUGCAGAGGCAAAGCUAAUAGCCAUUUAGGAGUGUAUCGCUUCACAGUGCAAAAUCAGACAAUCAAAAUUAAUGUUAUAUUUCUGGGCAAUUUAUCUUUGUCUAGGACUUGCAUUUUCUUCCACAUGAAGCUGGUACUCAAUAGCUUAGUCAGCGUCCUAUAUGAAUGUGCAUCAUGCAUACAAGUAAAAUACAUUGAUGAAUAAAUAAUGUUUAAGAACACAGUAACAUGCAUUGUUUGAAGUCUAUUGUCAGUGGUUCCUAAAUCAAAUCGGAAACCUACCCAACUCUGACUCAACCAGUGCCCCUUCUCUCUUCUACACUAACAAUAGUGUCUCCAAUUUAUUUUGUCAUGGUAGAACUUUGACAUUUUAUUAAAGAAUUGAUGACUCGGUGUUGAAGAGUUUUCUUCUGCCUUCUCUGUUUUUUUGUCCCCAACCAGCAGAAUGCCAUGAAUAUGGAUCUUGUUUUUGUAAUAUGUAAUGAUUAGAGAAUGGUAAGAACUGAAUGUUCAACAUCCUCCCGAGGCAAGGGAGUUAACUGACUAUGAAAGUCCAGUUUCCACCCUUGCCGAAUUAGGCAGGAAUUAUGGAGCUACAGUUUGGCUGGACUAACAAGUCUAUGCAUAGCCCAAUCAAAAUCGCAUAACGAAAUUGACAUCCGGUUCGUAGACUGCCAUGCAGAUUUCGGUCGAUAGCAGGAUUUGCUAAGCAUGUGUACUCCAACUCAGCAUCAACAGAUAUUUUCCGAAUCCUUUUAUAAAUAUUUUUUGUCAAGGUGCUUUGCAAAGUAAGACCUGUUUUAUCACAAUAUAAAUUUGGAUAAUUGUUGACAAGAUUGCUUUCGUCAUUUUCUUUGAAGCAAAUGCAAGUGAUAUGAGAGGUGGAAUCUGAUUGGUCUUUGGAAGGACAUAGAAGGGACAUAACUCGUAAUAGCUACUGGUGGUCCUACGAUCGAGCCCAGAAAUUACAGCCUAGUUGAGCAAGGGUGGAAACUGGUCUUUUACAGUCAGUUAAAUCUUUUGCCUCAGGAAGAUGAAGUUCAACAGAAACAGGUUAAUUGGAGGGAAUUGGCUCUUAGCCUAGUUUCUACAGGGUCUAUGUUUUAUAUUAUGUUUGAUGAUGUCCUUGAGUCAGUGACCUUCCUGUGAUUCACUAGUCACAUUUGUAUUAAGUAUAUGUUAAUAUCAUAGAACUCGAUACAUGUACUUUUGUGUUUUCUUGAGAGAAACUCACAUACUCCUUUGUAUUAUUUAGUUUUUAACUAUGAAUGAAAAUGUCAGCUUCACUUUGUAAAUGAAUUAAUGACACUUUAUUUAUGAAAGUACUGUAUUCGACGUAAUAAGCGCCCCGCUCUAAUAAGCGCCCACAGUGAUAUUUGCUAAUAUGUUGGCUAGUGAACAAUCCCAAUUAGCACCCCUUCUGAUUGAUCAAUGUACACAAGACUU